UUGUUUUGAAACGCGGAAGACCCCUUUCUGAAGGCUAAUGGAAAAAAAGGAGCAGUCUCUCCUUUGUUCUGAAGUGCUGGUGAAGUCCCCCCGCCCUCCCCCACCAGUUGCUUCCAUUACAGGGGUUCAGACUUAGCCUGACACCCCAAAUCUCUCCAUGAGGCGCAAGCAUACACAUGCAGACACACUUGCUAUACCCCAUGGAGAGCCAGGUUUAAUGUGAGAAUCCCAAAUACGGCUCAUCAAAAGCAUCUGUGUUCCUGAGCAUGGGCAGAGUGACUCAUCCUCUCCACCCCUGUUCCAGGCUGUGAUGGCACUUGGGAUAGCAUUAAACUCACUUUCCUCUUAGCUUAUAGACCUGCUGGAUUCUAACUGCUUCCUGGAGCACUGUUCAUGCAGGCUGGGGGAUCAUGGGAACUGAAGUCCUGCACAUCUGGGUGGCACCAGGUUGGAGAGGGGAGGUCUCAGUCACUGUGUGUUAGUGGGGGCAAACCAAAGAAGUCCUUUUCUUGCAGGUACCUGGUGUUUUCAGCUGCUUGGAAAUCCCUUUAAUCAACCAUCUUGAUGUGCGAAUGAAUAUAAUAGAAUCUCUAAUCUCUAGCUAGCUGGGAAUGCUGGGAGUUGUAGGAAUUUUUCCCAUCUAAACAGGCAUAGAAUGGUACCCACACUGGUUCACAUAUGGAAAUAGUUCAUAUUUCAGAAUCUUUCUUCCUGAACUAUUCUGACUGCAAAACAUGGAAGGAUGGAUAGAUAAUCUGGAAGCAGUAACAGGGAUCUGUACCUGUGAGGCCUGGGUCUCUAUACAAAGGACUUCCCUCAAUGAAAUAAUCCCUAGCCAGUCGGUGCGCUGGGCUGCCAUCGGAGACACGCUUCCCCUCUCUUCUCGCUUGAGACAUUGCGCCCCUGCGGCCCCGUUUUGCUGUGGCCCAGGAAAAGCGCCACCAUGGCAAGCGACGUCGUGGAGGAUGAGCUGGAAUUCUACUCUAAGGCCGAGAAAUACUGGAGGGACGUCCCGCCCACGGUGGACGGGAUGCUGGGUGGCUACGGGCACAUCUCGAGCAUCGACAUCAGCAGCUCCCGGAAGUUUCUGCUUCGGUUCCUGCGGGACGGACCGGCCAGAACCGGAACCAGCCGCGCACUGGACUGCGGGGCUGGCAUUGGCCGGAUCACCAAGCGCCUCCUGCUGCCCCUGUUCAAGGAAGUGGACCUGGUGGAUGUGACGGAGGACUUUCUGAGCAAGGCCAGGUCCUACCUGGGCGAAGAGGGCCGGCGUGUGAGGAACUUUUUCUGUUGCGGCUUGCAGGACUUCAGCCCCGAGCCCAGCGCUUACGACGUCAUCUGGAUCCAGUGGGUGAUAGGACACCUCACAGACGACCACCUCGCCAGCUUCCUGAAGAGGUGCCGGCUGGGGCUGCGGCCUCACGGGAUCAUCGUCAUCAAGGACAACAUGGCGCAGGAGGGGGUCAUCAUGGAUGACGUGGACAGCAGCGUCUGCCGGGACCUGGACGUCGUCCGCAAGAUCAUCCGGCAUGCCGGCCUCCAUCUCCUUGCCCAGGAGAAGCAAGAGAACUUCCCGGACGAGAUCUACCACGUCUACACGCUGGCCAUGAGAUGAGCCCUGGAGCCCGGGGGGAUGGCUCUCUCGGAGGCGUCGCCGGGCCGGCUCCGGGGAUGGAGGGCCAGGGCGGAGCGAGCCAAGGAGACGGUGCAGAAACCGGAGGGCAUUGCGGGGAUCAUGGUGCAGAUCCGCGGUCUGGGGCAGGGGAAGUAAACGCGAGCCGUGCCUGGCCUCCCGAGCUGCUGCUGUCGUGUUUCUUGUCAGAGGAAAACCCACCAAAUACACUUUGUAUGUUUGCAGGG
This is a messenger RNA of Varanus komodoensis (Komodo dragon), 1860 nucleotides long. RefSeq names its product N-terminal Xaa-Pro-Lys N-methyltransferase 1 (gene NTMT1). Gene Ontology annotation, cellular component: cytoplasm. Bases 944 to 1615 code for a protein of 223 amino acids. NCBI's taxonomy places the organism in Eukaryota, Metazoa, Chordata, Lepidosauria, Squamata, Varanidae. Gene Ontology annotation, molecular function: N-terminal protein N-methyltransferase activity. The record is from RefSeq and is a predicted model, not a curated record. The transcript has 4 exons.